CUGCAGCGGGCUGAGGCUGGCGCUGGGCUGCAGCGAGCGCUGCGGGGGGGCCUACGCCGCCCUCCUGGACCUGGUGCGGGCAAAGGUGACACCGGAGAGUGACACCCGUGGGGCGGCACCGGGCCCAGGAACCGCAGCAGAACCGAGCCCAACACCGGGACCUGAGCCCGCCCCAACGGAACCGAGCCCGGACCGGGCACCGGGACCCGGCCCCGCCCCAACGGAUCCGCCGGGGCCAGCAGAGCCAGAACCCCGGGAGGACCCCGCGGACAGCCCGGGGGCUCGCAGCUGCCGGGCCAUGGAGGAGGCAGCGCUGCGGGAACAGAUCCGGCGGCUCCGCGCCGAGCAGGCGGCGGUGGAGGGGUCCCUGCUGGACACCCCCGAGCCCCCCGAGCCCCCCCGGGCCCGGGACCCCCGAGCGCGGGCGGAGCGGGCGCUGCGGGAAGCGCGGGCGCUGCUGCCCGGCUGGAGGCGGCCGCAGAAGGAGGAGCUGCUGCAGGAGCUGGCGGGGCUCAAGGAGUCGCUGGCGGAGCUCCGGGCGCGGCUCCGCUCGGCGCAGCGGCAGAACCGGGCCCUGGAGCUGCUGCUGGCCGCGCACGGGCCGCGGGAAGCGGCGCUGCGGCUCCUGCUCCGGCAGCGGCGGCGGGAGCGGGACGGGGACCGAACCUCCGGCAGCUCCGGCAGCUCCGGCAGCGGCUCCGGCAGCAGCUCCGAGGAGGGAGCGCGGAUCGGCCGAGGGACAGCGAUGGCUCCGGGGAACCCUCCGGACCCCGAGAGAACGAGGGAGGAGCUGCUGCGGAUCCGGGCCCGGACGGAGCAGCUGCGCGGGCGCGCCCAGGAGCUGGCGCUGGCGCUGGAGCGGAGCAGCGCUGCCAGCCGAGCGCAGCAGGAGCGCAGCGCCGCCGUCACCAGGGAGCUGCUGCAGGCGCACAGCUCUCUGUCGCAGGCGCUGCGCGGCGCUCGCCGCGGGCACUCGGAGCGGCUGCGGGCGCGGGCGGCGGCGCUGCGGGCUCAGCACGGCCGCAGGGAGCGAGCCCUGAACCGGCGGCUGCGGCUGCUGCAGCGCCCCGGGGAGACCUGCAUCUAAAAUCCCGGAACCCCGGAAAUACCGGGGGAGACACGGGAAUACCGGGGGAGACAUGGGAAUAUCGGGGGAGACAUGGGAAUAUCGGGGGAGACAUGGGAAUAUCGGGGGAGACACGACAAUACCGGGGGAGACACGGGAAUACUGAGGGAGAUCCGGAAUCCCCGGGAGAGACACGGAAAUACUGGGGGAACCCCGGAAAUACCGGGGGAGACACGGGAAUACCGGGGGAGACACGGUAAUACCGGGGGAGACCCGGAAAUACCGGGGGAGACACGGCAAUACCGGGGGAGACACGGGAAUAUUGGGGGAGAUCCGGAAUCCCCGGGAAAGGCUCGAAAAUCCCGAGGGAAACCAGAAAAUACCGGGGGAAGCCCGGAAAUACCGGGGGAGACCCAAAAAUACCGAGGGAGACACGGGAAUAUCGGGGGAGACACGGGAAUAUCGGGGGAGACACGGCAAUAUCGGGGGA
Molecule: messenger RNA, 1556 nt
Organism: Oenanthe melanoleuca
Lineage: Eukaryota; Metazoa; Chordata; Aves; Passeriformes; Muscicapidae
Product: harmonin-binding protein USHBP1-like
Exons: 8
Coding region: 299-1087 (262 amino acids)
Source: RefSeq, a predicted model, not a curated record